Molecule: messenger RNA, 1086 nt
Organism: Camellia sinensis
Lineage: Eukaryota; Viridiplantae; Streptophyta; Magnoliopsida; Ericales; Theaceae
Source: RefSeq, a predicted model, not a curated record
UGUUUGAAGCCUACUGCUCAGGCCAGUGGUAAAACACAUCAAGGGACUAAGAUGCCCCCUCAUCAUAUUGUUCACGACAGUAUGGAGAUUGAUCUUGAUGGUCUGGACGCCAAUUCGGAAACAAAUAUUGGGAGUGAUAAAGCUGGUGACAUUGGAGAGACUAGCAAGAUCCUUUCUCUUGAUGCCAACCCAGACUCUAGUAUAGCGGCUGGGGAUGUAUUUGAAGAAAGAAGUGAGUGGACCAGGGAUUCACUGCCAGCAUCAGCAUCAGGUAUAUCUCUGAGGCGUGCAGUAUUGAAAGAAGACAUUUAUAUGGGGAUUCUUGAUGGAAAAAACAUGGAAGUUUCAUUUGACAGUUUCCCAUAUUAUCUAAGUAAUGAAGAGCUGGUCAGGCAGAAAGAUGAGGUAGAUGUGAAGGUUGGCGAUCUGCAGAAGGAGCUGGAGGGCGAGUGGGCUAAGGCAGUGGAAGAGAGGAGGAGCCUUCAGAAGGAGUUGGAAGCAGAGAGAGCCAAGGCAACGGCGGAAAAGGAGAGCCUGAAAAAGGAGUUGGAGGAGGAGAGGGCUAAGGCUGCGUCUGAAAGGGCGACCCUGCAGAAAGAGCUGGACGAAGAGAGGGCAAAGGCAGCCUCUGAGAGGGUGGCCUACCCUGAUCUGUGCGACAUCACGGUGCAGCAAUUCAAAGGGUCUGCUGAAUUUCAGAUGGCAGUUGAUGUCGCGGUCGCCAGCAGCUUGGCUAGGCAAGAAUCGGGGAGGGCGGGCCCAUCGAGGACGACCGCUGGACGCAGAACUGAAGCAGAAGUUAUUGAGAUCUUCCAGCAGUCAGAUUUCUAUAAACACGAAACGGCUGAGUUCUGGGACAGUGGCUGGAAGAUGUGUAAGCGUAGAGCUGAAGAACUGUUCCCAGACUUAGACUUCAGUAGUGUAACAAUUGGUGAGGAUGAUGUGGCCCAAACCCCCCUGGAUGAGGGUAUUGAAGAAGAGGAUCUCAUCUUUAGUGAAGAGGAGUAACUGGAGAAGAAGAUGAAGACUGUGCACAGACAUUGUUUUUGUUGUUGUUUUUUUUUUUUUUUGAAUUGCUAUAAUGAA